AUGUUUCCAUUGCGAGUGUUCCAGGGAGGACAGCAUUCGGCAUGUAAUGGAAAGCUUAGAACCACAUUGGAGAUGGAGAACCCACGGCUGACAAGUGAGCACAAUCACCCUGCAGACCCAACAGCAGUAGAAGCAGUGAAGUUCCGCACCAAACUCAAGGAACAAGCUUUAACUUCCAAUGAUAAAGAUGAUCAACCCGCCAUAGAGGAUGACAGGAAGAAAAUGAGUGCCCUAGAGGAGGCUGCAGUCCAUUCAUCACGUUUUAUUCUGUGCGCACAGAAAAAGUUAGCUGAACCAGCACCAGGAGUGAGGCAACCAUGUAAUAGUCAGGGAUUAGACGGAGAGAAUCCUCAAGUGACUUCAUCACGUUUUAUUCUGUGUGCUCGUAAAAGAGAAGACGGACCAGCGCCUGGUGUGAGGCAACCAGGUAAUCGUCAGGGAUUCAGUUUUAUUUCUACUUCCCAUAAACAGUUUGCCAAACCAUUAGCUGAAGCGAUGGAACUAGAUAUUACUGCAGAAAGUGGAAUAGGAAGUGAGAAGAUAGACAUAACCCAGAAGUUCGGUGGACUGGCAGGUGGAGUGAUGACACUACAAGCAAUCCCAAGAAGAGACAUAAGGAAAGGUUGUAUUUCAACUGACCAGAAUAGAAAUUUCACAGUUACAACUGUAUCAAGUUCUACUCAACCUACAUCAAUGCUUGUAUCUUCUGCCACCAAAGAAGCUGCAAAAUCAGUAAUUGAAGUGAUGGAAACACAAACUUCAAGAGAUGACUUAAGAAAUGAGAAGGUAGACAUGAUGCCAUCAAUCUAUAUUCUUAAUGCCCAGAAAAAGCCUGCUGAAACGAUAGACCUGUCAGAGACCUCAUCCAGAACUGACGAAGAGGAAGAUGAGAUUCACCUGUCUGUGGGUCACAAAGGAAGAAGGAGAGAAAGAAGUACACCUUGUGAACACAAAACAAAUAUGGCCUCUGCAGGAAGAGCGAGAGUUGGUCCUCCUAAGUAUGACCCCCUCAUGUCAUAUGAUGAUGAAGAUCACGAAGUGAAGAUGGACACAGGGAUGAAAUCUAACAGAGGAAACAUCAAGUAUUGA
Molecule: messenger RNA, 1089 nt
Organism: Haliotis rubra (blacklip abalone)
Lineage: Eukaryota; Metazoa; Mollusca; Gastropoda; Lepetellida; Haliotidae
Exons: 5
Coding region: 1-1089 (362 amino acids)
Source: RefSeq, a predicted model, not a curated record